UCAGGCCGCCCCCUCCCUCGCCUCUUCCUGCCGUGCGGUCCUCUCCCCUCCCCAGCCCGCUCCCUCCGCCCCGUUCCCUCCGCCCUCCCUGGGCUUCGGCGGCGGCGGAGUGAACGGGACGGGCCCGACCGCAGAGCUCUGGGCGGCGGGUGGGACUCGGGCGUCUGACAGAGUUGUUGUUCCGGCGGCGGCGGCGGCGGAGACGUGAGGUGGAUGUGGGAAGAGAAGUUUGCAGAACUGAAAUGGAGGUCAGAGCUUCGUUACAGAAGGUUAGCGGGUCAUCUGAUUCUGUGGCCACACUGAACAGUGAAGAAUUUGUUUUGGUUCCUCAGCACGCAGAUGACACCUCUACAAAGGAUGAUGGGAAGCCACAGCUGAAGAUAGCUUCCAAUGGUGAUGAACAGUUGGAAAAAGCCAUGGAAGAGGUUUUGAGAGAUUCUGAGAAAGGACAAAGCAGACUACAUGUUGAUUGUUACGGAUCCAGUGAGGUUUCAGACUGUUCCUUUGGAGAUGUUUCAGCCAGCCAAACAAAUAAGCCACCUCUUCAGUUAAUUUUGGAUCCCUCUAAUACAGAAGUUUCCACACCCAGACCAUCUUAUCCAAGCAGAUUUCCUGAAGAAGACAGUGUUCUAUUUAACAAAUUGACAUACUUAGGAUGUAUGAAGGUCUCUUCCCCACGUAGUGAAGUAGAAGCUUUGCGGGCAAUGGCGACUGUGAGAGCUUCCAGUCAGCACCCCUUUGCUGUUACUCUGUAUGUGCCCAACGUUCCAGAUGGUUCUGUGAGAAUCAUAGACCAGUCAAGCAAUGUGGAAAUAGCAUCUUUUCCAAUUUAUAAAGUGCUGUUCUGUGCACGUGGACAUGAUGGGACAACAGAGAGUAAUUGCUUUGCAUUUACAGAGAGUUCUCAUGGUUCAGAAGAAUUUCAGAUACAUGUAUUCUCCUGUGAAAUUAAAGAGGCAGUAAGCAGAAUUUUAUAUAGUUUUGGUACUGCAUUCAAACGUUCUGCCAGGCAAGUGUCUGAUGUUAAAGAUUCAAUCGUCCCGACCCCAGACAAUGAUGUGUUUACCUUCAGUGUCUCCUUGGAGGUAAAAGAAGAUGAUGGAAAAGGAAACUUUAGUCCUGUGCCUAAGGAUAGAGAUAAAUUUUAUUUCAAAAUAAAGCAAGGAAUAGAGAAGAAGGUUGUGAUUACAGUUCAACAACUUUCUAACAAAGAACUAGCUAUUGAGAGAUGUUUUGGAAUGUUAUUAAGCCCAGGUCGAAACGUGAAGAACAGUGACAUGCAUUUACUGGAUAUGGAAUCCAUGGGAAAGAGUUAUGAUGGCAGAGCUUAUGUCAUCACGGGCAUGUGGAACCCCAACGCACCAAUAUUUUUGGCACUUAAUGAAGAAACCCCGAAAGAUAAGCGGGUGUACAUGACUGUGGCAGUGGAUAUGGUAGUCACAGAAGUGGUGGAGCCAGUCCGCUUUCUCCUGGAGACAGUAGUCCGUGUAUAUCCUGCAAAUGAAAGAUUUUGGUAUUUCAGCAGAAAAACUUUUACAGAGACUUUCUUCAUGAGGUUGAAGCAGUCUGAGGGAAAAGGCCAUAGCAAUGCUGGAGAUGCAAUAUAUGAAGUGGUGAGUCUGCAGAGAGAGUCUGACAAGGAGGAGCCAGUCACUCCUACUAGUGGAGGGGGGCCAAUGUCACCCCAGGAAGAGGAAGCAGAAGACGAGAGUGAUAACGAACUCUCAAGUGGAACAGGUGAUGUGUCAAAAGACUGUCCUGAGAAGAUCCUCUAUUCUUGGGGAGAAUUGUUAGGAAGAUGGCACAAUAACCUUGGUGGCCGACCAAAAGGGCUAUCCACUUUGGUGAAGAGUGGUGUUCCUGAGGCAUUAAGGGCAGAAGUAUGGCAACUAUUAGCAGGAUGCCAUGACAACCAGGCCAUGUUGGAUAAAUACCGAAUUCUCAUCACAAAGGACUCUGCACAGGAGAGUGUGAUUACUCGAGAUAUUCAUCGUACAUUUCCUGCACACGAUUACUUCAAGGACACUGGAGGAGAUGGUCAGGAAUCUCUCUACAAGAUCUGCAAGGCCUACUCUGUGUAUGAUGAAGACAUUGGGUACUGUCAAGGGCAGUCUUUUCUUGCUGCUGUAUUGCUGUUGCAUAUGCCAGAGGAGCAAGCAUUCUGUGUUUUGGUAAAAAUCAUGUAUAAAUAUGGAUUACGAGACCUGUACAAAAACAAUUUUGAAGAUCUUCAUUGCAAAUUCUAUCAACUUGAGAAACUAAUGCAGGAGCAGCUGCCGGAUCUGUACAACCAUUUUUGUGAGCUGAGCCUGGAAGCUCAUAUGUAUGCAUCCCAGUGGUUCCUCACUCUCUUUACUGCCAAGUUUCCUCUCUGCAUGGUGUUCCACAUCAUUGACCUUCUGCUGUGUGAGGGUUUGAACAUAAUCUUUCACGUAGCUUUGGCUCUCCUAAAGACCUCAAAGGAAGACCUCCUGCAGGCUGAUUUUGAAGGUGCUUUGAAGUUUUUCAGAGUUCAGCUUCCAAAGAGAUACCGGGCAGAAGAGAAUGCAAGAAGAUUGAUGGAGCAGGCUUGCAAUAUUAAAGUACCAACUAAAAAGCUGAAGAAAUAUGAAAAAGAGUAUCAGGCGAUGCGGGAGAAUCAGCUGCAGCAGGAGGACCCUAUGGAUAGAUACAAGAGGGAGAACCGAAGAUUACAGGAGGCCAGCAUGAGGUUGGAACAAGAGAAUGAUGACCUUGCCCAUGAACUAGUGACAAGCAAAAUUGCUCUGCGGAAUGACUUGGAUCAGGCAGAAGACAAGGCUGAUGUGCUAAACAAGGAACUCCUCCUGACCAAGCAGAGGUUGGUGGAGACUGAGGAAGAGAAGAGAAAGCAAGAGGAGGAGACCGCCCAGCUAAAAGAAGUCUUCAGGAAACAGCUAGAAAAGGCAGAAUAUGAGAUAAAGAAGACUACAGCUAUCAUUGCUGAAUAUAAACAGAUAUGUUCUCAGUUAAGUACCAGGCUGGAGAAACAGCAAGCAGCCAGCAAGGAGGAACUGGAAGCAGUAAAGGGUAAGAUGAUGGCAUGCAAACACUGCAGUGACAUUUUCAGCAAGGAAGGAGCUUUAAAACCAGUGGCCAUAAACAGAGAGGACCAAGGAAUAGAAGUGGAUGAUGAGAAGGACUCACUGAAGAAGCAGCUGAGGGAGAUGGAGCUGGAACUGGCACAAACUAAACUGCAGCUGGUAGAAGCCAAGUGCAAGAUUCAGGAACUUGAGCAUCAGAGAGGAGCACUUAUGAAUGAAAUACAAGCUGCAAAAAACUCUUGGUUUAGCAAAACCCUGAACUCAAUCAAAACAGCUGCAGGCACCCAGCCCCUGCAACCAGCACAGGCUCCUCAGCCGCCCAAGGAGAGCACAUAGCUCCAGCCUCAGCCAAGCACAAGAGCACAAUGAUCAAACAACGGAAACCAAGAGCCUUCCUGUUGUCCCUUUGAAAGAAAGCAAAGGAGACCAGAAAGCAAGUUAGAAUUGCUCAGUAGCUCUGUCUCUCAUGUGUAACAUGUUUCAAAGGGAUGCUAUUUAAACUGGCCUGAUUUAUGUUGAAUAUCUAUUUCCCAGCUUCUUCAUGGAAAACCACAUUCAGAUACAUCAUAUAGUAUUACACAUUGUUUUCUGUGCCUGAAAUUUAGUUGGAAAUGAGUAAUCUAGAACUGGAUGCUUUUGUUUAGAAUUAACUUCACAAUAAUUUUAUCUUACAUAAAAAUGGAGACAUGUUAAACCAAGGUGAAGAUGGUAAGGUCUUUGUCACAGAAUUCUCUUUUUAAUGGGAAACAGCCUUGUUAAUGUUCCAGGAUUGUUCAUAUAAAGCACACUGUGGGGGCCGCACAUGAUCACUAUGGUUUCACACUGCAAGUGAAUUCCAGCACCAGACAGCUACUUCUGUCCCAAGGAAAGAACAGGCCAGAGGUUGGCCUGAAAGUUUCCCUCCAAAUUAUUUUGAAUUGGCUACAUUUGGAAAUGGGGUGCCAAGAGCUGUGGAGUAGAUAGGCUCCUGCACUCUAGAUAAAUAGAGACUUUCAAUAAAUGUGCAAUAAAAUCAUUUGGCUCUGGUAUUCCAGCAGAUCCUUUCAGGGCUCCGCAUGGCGCUCAUUCUCCUGAUGUGCCUGAGUAUGAAUGCAGAGGUAGCUGUGGCAGAUGAAACUGCCAAAGCAGAUACUGUAAGUCGCAGGCUUAGGUAGCCUUCACUGGAGAAGUCUAAAAAGGCCCGUGUUCUGUCCUCUUGGAUGGAAGCAGAGAUGCGUCUUUGAUGAUGACAGACUUGUUAAAACAAACACCAAUGGUCUGUGCUUUAUUAUAGGAUGUGUUGUUGCCAAGGAAGUUGAGGAGAGCUUCCUAGUACCUUGGGGUUAGGCAACUUUCCUCUCUUUUCCCUAACCUCCAAAUAGUGUGUCCUGCACACCUGGGCUUAAAGAGAAACAAGGGCAUUUUUCACGUUUGAUUGGCUAAACCUUUAUAGAAAUACUUAACUCAUGGAAAAGGUAAGGUUGCUGUUAAAAAAAAUUGGUGCAAAUAUUUUUUCAAUUAUAUUUGACAUGCCUAUAUAAAUAACCCUUGCAAGAAAAUCUUUGGUAAGAACAAAAUGAAUUUUUCCAUUUUCUAAGCUACUAUGGAACUCUCUGGUCCCUUUACAGCAACGAAACUACUGUCAGUCAUGUACAAUAACAUUUAUUUAGAUUCAUCUUUGGCUUCAUUGUUAAACAUACUGUUUCCAAAGUGUGUUAAAGUGUGUGAUGCCACAGUGGGUCUCCUCUGUGCCAUAUGCCGUAACUGUAACAACAUACUAAUAUAGAGUCCUCUCAGCCCCUGCCUUCAGGUUGCUCGUGAUAGAUCCUUUCCUCUAAAAUCAUUUUUUGAAUUCUAGUAAGUAGAAUUUCUUUAAUCUCUACAUGUUUCUAUCAGCUACAUCCCAUAAUACUGAUAUGGUUGUUUGAUUUGUCAAACCUACACACAGUGCUUUCAAUAUAGAAAUUUCUCUUUUCCUUCUAAAAGCCUUCAUCUGUUGUCUUCAUCUUCAAAAAGAUUCAUUUCUUUUUACCAAAAGGGCAGUGACCCAGCACUCCGGAUGUCUCUGUUGACUUCAACAUUCCUUACAUAGUGGUUUAGAUAAGCUAUUUUUUUUCUAUAAAAUAUAAUGGCUAUCAUUUCUGUCAGUCAUUUUGUACGGCCUGUUAGCUUUAUUGGUACUGUGCAUUUUGAGUCCAGGCAGCCCAGAACACAGCACUUUUUCAAAUGGCCAGCUAUACACUAAGAUGCACUUUUGUGAACUUCUGAAUACCAUUCACAGUUUUUUUAACUUCUAAAAAUAAAUACAUUCCACAGAAUACUUAUGUUGCAUAAUUUUCAUAAGUGAUAAAUGAAGGAAACAGAAUGGCUCUAGAUAAAAUCGCUUUCUGUUCAGGUUCAUGGCCUCCUUCCCUUUUCUUUUUAAACAAAUCACCAGAAGCAUAUGCUUCAAGAGUUAAAUAUAUCUUUUGGGUUUGCAUCUAGCUCUUAAAAAGACACAGGGCAAUACAUAAUCUUUUUUGUUCCCCAGCCCCAUAUGAUACUUGAUAGACAUGUAUAUUGGUGUUGUGUAUAAACUGCCCUGCAUCACACUGACUUUGAGUUAGUAGCAGCAGUAAAGAAAAUCCAAAAAGUAUUAAGUGAUUUCUUGUUCACUAUUUUACCAUAACAAAGCCCCAAACCACGCAGUCCUCACUACUGCUUGAGAACUUCAGGAUGCCAACAAAGAGCAACUAUUCAUCUUAAUUUCACUUACUAUUUUUAUAUGUUUAAGAAUUGCUUUUUUUUUUUUCCUUGAGAUGGGUUUUACUAUGUAGUCUAGGCUAGCCUUCAACUUAGAAACUCCCUACCUCAGCCUUCCAACUGCUGAGAUUACAGGCAGGCACCAUAACAGCUAAAAUGAUUCUUUUGAAUUCCUUAUAGAAAAUAGAUAAACCAGCCAAAUAGCCAAGAUAUUUUCAAACAUGGUAGGAUAUUUUCAAACAUGGUAGUUUUUUUCAUCUUUCCUUAAGAUUUAUAUAUUAAACAAUCCUGAAAUGCUGAUAUUUACAGCUUCUGAGAAGUGAACAUUUCUCUUCUCAUUGAGUUCUGUAGAAUACAAUGAAGAUUCAACUCAUUGGCUCUUAGAACUUGAUAGUCUCACUUAGUAUACUCUUGAAUUCUGAAAGACGCCAAGCUGGAUUUUGUAGUGCAUAUGUUUGAUACACAUCCUGAGCCAAGUCAUAGUUUUGUUAUUUUAAGUACCAAACAUGUAAUUUAAUGCAAAGAAAUUCUUGGUUCACUCUACUCCAGUAUAUGAGCACCUACCAGAAACAAAUGGAAAAGCCACACAGGCCUACAUACAUCCUGUCUUCAUACAGUAUCUGUCUUCCCUCACCAGCUAUUAAUAAUUUCUUUGCUUUGGCUUUCUUGAAGUUACCUGCUAAAUUUAGUUGAAAAGACCCCUUUGUACUGAUGAUGAGAGUUUAGUAUUUGUUUUAAAAUGUUCACUUUUUCCACAGUGCAUAUUUAUUUUUUUCAAACCCCUAUUCCACUUCAACUAUUUCCCAGUUAGUAACUAGUGGAUUUCAUUUCUUAGUUAUAAUAAGAAAACUGAGACAAUAUACAGGUGAGAGGACACAGCAAAUAAAAAGUUAGUUAGAGCUUUAAAAUAGUCAGUUAGGUCAAGUAUCAGUGUUGUUCAUGGUGAUACACACCCAUAAUCCCAGCACUCAGGAGGCUGAGGGAUAGGCAUGCCUGUGCGGUCAAGGGCAGCUUGGGCUACCCAGUGAGUUCCAAGCUAGUCAGGGUUACAUAGCAAGGCUCUGUUUAAAAAAAAAAAAAAAAAAAAAAAAAAUGUGGCUAAUAUCAGGACUGAGCUUUCUGUGCUCUCACUGAAAUCACCUCUGCUAAUGAAUUUACCAACCCUGUGCAUCUGUAUUUUAGGACUUCUUUAAGUGGACAGAAAGAUCAUUUUUAUAAGGACCUAGUUUUAUCUUCUAAGAAAGACACUUAGAAAGAUGAUUGUAUUACAUAACUUAUUCUUUAUAAUACUCUACAAUAGAUUAUUCUCUUGCUUUAAUAUCUAGCAAAUGAGAUAAUGAACAAUUCUGUUGUAUGAUGUGAAUAGUUGGGGAUAUGUAUGCAGUGUGUGUGUUUGUAUGUGCAUGUGUGUGUGUGCAUGAGUGUGUGUGUGCGUGUGUAUGUGUGUUGUGGUGAAAUUUUAUAGAGUAUCUGAUUCUUUUGUUUACCUAGAUACCAUGCAACCAAAUACACAUUAGAUUUCAAGACAUAUAAUGAUCAAAACUGGAAGCCCAGACAGCAGCUCUGUGGCCUGUUUCCAAUGACCAUGCAGAAAACUCUGCCUAGUCUUUGUGCUGAGUGUCACAUUCAGCACAUUCUUCCUUUCUUGUGGUGGCUUAUAUGUAAUACACGAAAGGCACUUUACAUUAUCUAUUUCCUUAACUUUAAAACUCUGCAAACAUGAGGACUCCCAUACAGACUAUACCUCAACAGGUGAUGCUGAUCUUGAAUUAUAAGAAAAAAAAGUAGUUGCUUAUAGAAUUUUACUGAAUACAGCCAGCUGUCCUGUGUAUCAUUCUCAAUUUCCUCUUAAAAACAAACUACAUCUUGAGCUUACCUCCAAUAAAACAUGCUAUAAAACAGUCUCCAUCAAUAUGUCCCCCUCAUUCUGCCCUCAUCUCUAGCUUAUCAUUAACUGUAUUUGAAAAACAGUUUUAAAAAAAGAAUCAUUGAGAAGAAAAUGUUUAUUGGCAAUUAACAGAAGACUCCACUAAACUACAACUUUGAAUAACUGUAUUAUAUAUGGAAAAAAGAUCAAAGAAACUGAUUUGUGAGAAUAUAUAAAUACAUCAAAACACUAUUGUCCUGAAAGCACAAGAAAAUGUAGAGAUGAGCCUAGAAUCCAAGAAGUCCCAAUAGCCUCCUGCAUUGGUUUUAUGCUUCUUGGCAUUUUGCAUAAUGCAUGGAUUAUUUGUGCAAAUUAGGGGAAAGGUUUUUGUCAGCCAGCCCAUUUCUUUCUAACUCCUGCCUUUCCCGUACUGAGGAGGUAGUACAAAUCCUAUGCUGUCUAUUUUUGUGAACUCUGAUUUUCCCCAGCAUCUGCAAUGAAAACAGGUUAGAAUAAAGGAGUUGGUUAGUCUGGAAAGUGCUAAUUGACUACAAAACCAACACUGGCCAUCAGCCUAUUUCUCUAUAAAAACUCUAUAAACACAUUAGUUGUUUCCAUGAUGCCAUGUAUUAUGUAUAGUGCACUCUAUUAAUGUACAUGUGAUGCUUGUUAAGAAAGUGCAAUUUAUUGUACAUUGUUCCAACAAAUGUUUACUUUUAUAAUCGUUAUGAACUUGAAUUGGAUUGGUAUCUUGUUUAGAUGUGUGAAUGAAACCUUGUGAAUAAACAAAUGUGACCAAGAAGGUAACAAGGUGGCUGUUUUGUGAGCCAGUGCUGUUUUUCAAUGCUUUGUGUUGCCCCUUUGGUCCCAUUAAACAGUAAUAAACAUUUGUUUUAAAGUCGA
Messenger RNA from Meriones unguiculatus (Mongolian gerbil), 8553 nucleotides. It is a transcript of the gene Rabgap1l, whose product is annotated as RAB GTPase activating protein 1 like. The record is from RefSeq and is a predicted model, not a curated record. Lineage: Eukaryota; Metazoa; Chordata; Mammalia; Rodentia; Muridae. The coding region runs from base 243 to 3398 and encodes 1051 amino acids. The transcript has 26 exons.